CGGAAAGACAAAGAGCGGAGAGCGGCCUCGUGAGCUGGAGAUGGAAGGGGAGGCGAGCGGCAAGACUGGUGAAUCUGGAAACUGCAUCGGCCAUGGUGCUGACAUCCAGAGGAGGAAGCAACAGGAGACAAACUCGGAGAUUGAAGCAGCCAAGAGGGGUCAUGCUGCGGCAUUGAUUUCCGCUCCUACUGACACAAAAUUGGAGAUGGGGGAAACUGAGGGGAUGAAGGAGAACAUGCUGUCGGAGAUCCAGAGGAGGAAGCACGAGGGGACAACAUCGGAGACUCAGUCGGCCACGGAGACGGUUAGGGCUGAGAUCUACUCCUUACUCAAUCUUAUCUCCAAGAAAGUCACGGAGCUGAAAGCCGAGCCGAAGCCGAGGAUUAGCGACGAGGUCCAGAUCCACAUGGAUAACAUCUACAGAGAGGUGACGAAUUUGCUGCAGAUGAUGGAGAAAGUGCAGAACAACGAGAUUCCGGGCAAAGAGCCAUUCUCGGAGAAGAUGGGUGUGGAAGGGAUCCAGAUUAGGACUGAAGACAAGUGUGGAUCAGCAACCGAGACGCAGGGGUCGACCUACUACGAAUACAGAUUGAAUGCAAUCUUCAACGGGUUGAAUCAGCUUUGCACCCAGUUGGAUCAGAUGGGACAUCUUAGUUACAAAUCUGAAUUGUUCUCCGAGCUGCUCAAGGAGCCGUUGGUCAACACGACCAACAUCAAGUUAGGAACCAGAAUCAAACUGGAUGAGGUGGACGAGACGCAACCAAUAAUUUCCAUGGAGACUCUGGAGGCAGCCAAGGGAAAGUACAAGCCUUUGCCGAGGAUUUCCACUUCCAGAUUGAUAAUAUUGGAGACAGAGGAAACCCACGAGAUGGCAGUUAAAGCCAAUGAGAAGCUCAGGAAGGCCCUGAUGAUCAAUAAGCAGGCAGAGGAGUUCUUUGAUGAGUAUCGUCGUGGCUGGGUAUCGAAUUGGUCCAGAUCAUACGGUACCUUCACAGAGACGACUUCAUUGAGUCCUAUGUACUUUACACACAGUACACCAGGACACACACCAUCUGCUGCUUUCGUUGCUAGCACUCUGCAGAUUUACUCCAUCGAAGUUAAAGAAAUAGAAGAUGUUCCAGGCUUGAAGUGGCCACUGGAAGUGUACGGAUUGAUUGCUGCAAGAGACACCGUGGAUCACAAUCGCAACAUACUCUUUUUCCGUCGAAGGAAUAACUGCCAAAUACUCAAUCCAGAGGAUCCUUUUUUGCACUUGACUGGCCCGUCUCGUGCAAUUGUAUGUCGGGAACCUGUUUAUGUGGAAAUAAAGCUGAACGUGAAGGGUAGAACAGAGUCUGAAGAUAUUGCGUUGAUAAAUCGUGUCUGGUAUUACAGCGGUAGUGGGGUAUGUACUCUAUAUACCCCUCUUGCCGGAGGCUUAUGCACAAUGGUGUUAAGCUCAGAGGAGCUUCGUGAAUCAGUCCAGGCUACUAUCGUGGGUAUCCGUCUCUGUGUUCCCGAAGAGACACCGUGUCUUUUUAAAAACGGCGGCAGAGUUGUUUGCUUCUCUCUGCCUCGGAAAGGCAGGCCUCAGAAAGGCAGGUUGCCUAACAGUACCCACCCUUCAUUUCGGCAAGUUGUGCUUCAAGAUGGAGCAAUGACUAGUUGUUCAAAGGGUUACCUUAAUCUGUCAAGGCAUGCUGUCUCUGUGCAAUUAUGUGGAACGCUUGAAGUUGUCAUAGAGGCUAACUCGCAGUCUGGGACUAUCAAAGGUGAGGUAUCCAUCAAGGCGCAAAAUUGCAAUAUAACUCAGGAUGUGUGUCAACUUGGCGACUCUGUGCUGGAAAUCACUGUUGCUUGGUCCCGUCUAGUUCAGGACAAGCUGUGGAUCUCGAUGGAGGGAAGUGAGGAAGUUUGAUUGAGCUCAGACUAUUAGUAUUUCCAGUGUUCAGUAUUGUAUAACUGUAUUUUGUAUUUCCAGUGUUGUGUAUUGUACUAUUAGUGCAUACUGCAGUAUGUCACAAAAUAGGUGCUGAUCAGUAUAUCACAAAAUAUCUGACUGUUUAUGCA
Messenger RNA from Hordeum vulgare subsp. vulgare (domesticated barley), 2049 nucleotides. RefSeq lists its product as uncharacterized. The transcript is spliced from 3 exons. The coding region runs from base 41 to 1897 and encodes 618 amino acids. The record is from RefSeq and is a predicted model, not a curated record. NCBI's taxonomy places the organism in Eukaryota, Viridiplantae, Streptophyta, Magnoliopsida, Poales, Poaceae.